CUGAGUGUAUGCGCGCUGGAGAUUUUGGAUGAAUCGGCACACAAUCUACAAACACCCGGAGCCCAAAAGUCACGAUAACUUGACCAAUCAAUUGUGACCAAUGGAGUCGAUUAAUGUCUUAACGAUUGCCGGAAGCGACUCCAGCGGAGGCGCAGGGAUCCAAGCAGACCUGAAGACGUUCACCAGCUUGGAAGCCUAUGGCAUGUCGGUCAUCACCGCCGUCACCGCUCAAAAUACUACCGGGGUCCAAGCAGUGAUCGGUAUGAACCCGUCGAUCGUUGCGGAACAGCUGGAAAGUGUCGUUAGCGAUAUCUCAGUCAGGGCGAUCAAAACCGGGAUGUUGUCCAGCCCAGAGGUGAUCGAGGCAGUAGCCCUCAGUCUUUCAAAAUUCUAUCCUGAUCGGACCCAGCAACCUCAUCUAGUGAUCGAUCCGGUGAUGGUAUCUACCUCAGGACAUGAGCUACUGGGGCCAGGCGGGGCAGAAAUUCUGAUCAACAAGCUGUUACCGAAAUCAAGCCUGGUCACUCCUAAUCUACCCGAAGCUUUAAUCUUAUCCGGCCGGAAAUCACGUCACCAAACGGUCGAAAACGUUCAAGAUAUGGAGAGCUGUUGUCGCGAGAUCGCUCGACUUGGCGCUAAAAACGUUCUUCUCAAAGGCGGUCAUAUCCUUAUGUCAGACGAUAUGGUCACCGAUUUACUCUAUCAAGCGGAGACCGAUACUUUCAAAAGGUUCACUCAUCAGAGACUUGAAACCCCCAACACCCAUGGGACCGGUUGCACAUUAUCGGCUGCCAUUACAGUUUACCUGGGCAAGGGAUUUUCCCUGAUCGAUGCAGUUGAGGCAGGAAUUAGAUAUGUAGAAGGGGGUAUAGAACAUAGUUUCAAAAUUGGAAAAGGUUCUGGGCCGUUGAACCACUUUCACAACAUCACUCAGCGCCUCAUCCCCCUACCAACUGAUCGUCAAAAGUAUCCUUUCACGUCAGCUUUAAUUGCAGCAACCGGCCAUUCUUGGGACGUUUUCACUUCAAGCCAUCCAUUCCUACAAGGUGUCAGAGAUGGUACCUUGCCGAUUAGGUGCUUCCAACAUUUCUUGAGACAGGACUAUAUUUUCUUGACUCAUUACGCCAGGAUUCACUCAUUAAUGGCUCUGAAAUCCGAUGAAAUGAAUGAAAUUGAAGCCACUGCAACGAUUGUUAAGCAAAUCACAGAAGAAAGUAAGAUUCAUAUCCGGAUGUGCAAGGCAUGGGGGUUAUCAGAAACAGACUUUCUCCAAACACCUGAAAGCAAUCAAACAAUUGCAUACACUCGAUAUGUGAUGGACAUAGGACACAGCAAAUCGCUUUUACAUCUGAGGGUUGCGACAGCGCCAUGUCUUCUGGGAUAUGGAGAAAUGGCGAUGAAACUAAAGAGCGACCCACUGACAGUCAAAGACGAGUCAAAUCCGUAUUGGGAAUGGAUUCUUCAUUAUGCUGAUCCCGGGUUCCAAUCAGCUGUCGCACUGGGCCGGGAAGUUUUGGAACAAAUGGUCCUCAGAGAUCCUCCUUCUGUUACAUCGUUUCAGACACUCAAACAGAUCUUUAAAAAAGCAGUUGAAUUGGAGAUCGAUUUUUGGCAAAUGGGCUUGGAUAAUCAGCUGACCCCAAAUUGA
Messenger RNA from Puccinia graminis f. sp. tritici CRL 75-36-700-3, 1648 nucleotides. RefSeq lists its product as uncharacterized. Gene Ontology annotation, molecular function: hydroxymethylpyrimidine kinase activity; phosphomethylpyrimidine kinase activity. The record is from RefSeq and is a predicted model, not a curated record. Gene Ontology annotation, biological process: thiamine biosynthetic process. The transcript has 11 exons. Lineage: Eukaryota; Fungi; Basidiomycota; Pucciniomycetes; Pucciniales; Pucciniaceae. Bases 101 to 1648 code for a protein of 515 amino acids. Gene Ontology annotation, cellular component: cytosol.